Molecule: messenger RNA, 1263 nt
Organism: Trachymyrmex cornetzi
Lineage: Eukaryota; Metazoa; Arthropoda; Insecta; Hymenoptera; Formicidae
Product: haloacid dehalogenase-like hydrolase domain-containing protein 2
Exons: 6
Coding region: 81-806 (241 amino acids)
Biological process (GO): dephosphorylation
Cellular component (GO): cytoplasm
Molecular function (GO): phosphatase activity
Source: RefSeq, a predicted model, not a curated record
AUAUCUUGAUAACAACUCAUGGCAUAUCUACAAAAUUAUAUAUACAUAUUUCAUUAAAUUAUAAUGUAAUAAGAAUAACAAUGGCAAGGCAAAUCACGACGGUGCUGAUAGAUCUUAGCGGGACGUUGCACAUCGAUAACACGGCUAUUCCAGGAGCCAUACAAGCAUUAAACAGACUACGAAAUGCAAACUUGUCAAUUAAAUUCGUCACCAACACCACCAAGGAGUCAAGUAAUUAUUUGUAUGAACGUCUGAUAAAACUUGGAUUCGAUUUACGGAAAGAAGAGAUUUUUAGUUCUUUAGUAGCAGCGAGAAAAUUAAUUAUCUCUCAACGAUUGAAACCGAUGUUGUUAAUUGAUCCAGCAGCAAUGGAAGAUUUUCAAGAUUUAGUAACAGACAAUAUACCUAAUGCAGUUGUGAUUGGUUUAGCACCAAGCAAAUUCAACUAUGAAGAACUGAACAAAGCAUUCAGAUUGCUUUUGGAUGGUGCUUCCCUCAUAGCCAUUCACGAAGGACGAUAUUACAAGCGUCCUGAUGGUCUGGCUUUAGGUCCUGGGCCAUUUAUCAAAGGACUGGAAUAUGCUAGUAAUACAAAAGCAAAAGUUGUUGGUAAACCGACCAUAGAAUUUUUUAAGACAGCUUUAGAAGAAACAGAUACAGCACAGGCUGUCAUGAUUGGAGAUGAUGUAAGGGAUGAUGUAGCUGGUGCACAGGCAGCUGGGAUCAGAGGUAUUCUGGUACAAACUGGGAAAUAUAGAACAGGAGAUGAGAAUACAAUUAUUCCGGGACCAACAAGAUGUACAUAGUCUGGAGUGAUGCCAUAUUAUUAUAAAACAGACGCAAUAAAUACAAAUAGAAAUUAAUAUCAAUUCUUUUCUGAUAUGGAGCUUUAUGUCAUUUUGCCUAUUAAUUUGUGUCAUGCGUUUUUAAUGAUACUUUUGAAGUGGGAAGACGAUAUAUGGCUGACAACAAGACUUUAAACUCUACAUCCAGGUACAAAAAGCAUGAUAUUCUCAAGCAGAUUAAUCAGGGGUAAUGCUCUGUUGUGUGAAUUUGGCCGCAGGAUGCAAGUGUAUAAAAGUGAGCAAUUUACAUUAAUACUUCCACACAUUAUUGCCUUAAAAUUUUACAUUAUGUUCUAAUACUCUAAAUACGCCUCGCUUUCUUUCGCUCCUGCCUCAACAUCACACGAAACGUUCGUCAAAUCCAGGUGAUCAUUUCCUAAGAAGGUGGCACAAGGUACCAUAUUCUGCAAGUAGCCUA